Molecule: messenger RNA, 1303 nt
Organism: Medioppia subpectinata
Lineage: Eukaryota; Metazoa; Arthropoda; Arachnida; Sarcoptiformes; Oppiidae
Source: the annotation of a GenBank genome assembly
GCUAUGAAAAGCGAAAACAAUAUUUUGUUUACAAUUUUUUUGUCCACUUUUUUGUGUCAAUCAAAGAGUUUUUUCCCGAUUGAAAGUCACGUGUGUUUUGGCCGCCAAUUGUGGCCGCAAUAGACGCGUCCGUCGGGUGUGAGUGAGUGAGUGGUCGCACCCGAAGAGGUGACACAUCGGGUCGUGUGGACCAACUCGAGUGAUGGCCGGCCACUCAUCGCAAGCGUCAGAUGAGCGGUCAUUCCUCAUCGGUCUGUGUCUGGCGUUGAGCUCUUGUGUCUUCAUUGGCGUCAGUUUUAUCAUCAAAAAGUUGGGACUCAUUCGGCUGUCGAGUCGUGGCCUCCGGGCGGCCAGCGGUGGCUUCGGGUACCUCAAGGACUGGGUUUGGUGGACAGGACUCCUCUUCAUGGGAACGGGAGAGUUGGCCAACUUUGCCGCCUAUGCCUUCGCGCCGGCGUCGAUGGUCACACCGUUGGGAGCCCUGAGUGUCCUCAUAUCGGCGGUGUUGGCCAACAGGUAUCUCAACGAAAGCCUGAAUCUCUUGGGCAAAAUUGGAUGCGUUUUGUGUCUCUUGGGCUCAACAGUGAUUGUGAUUCACGCGCCCAAAGAGCGACAGAUUGACACUUUGGAUCAGAUGGCGGUGAUGUUAACGCAACCCGUAUUUAUAGUAUACCUGCUGUUUGUGAUGUUCACCACAUUUCUGUUGAUCGCGUUUUAUGCGCCCAAAUAUGGCUCCACUAAUGUGUUGGUCUAUAUAAUGAUCUGUUCGCUCAUCGGUUCCCUUUCGGUGAUGUCAGUGAAAGGUCUGGGAAUAGCCAUCAAACAGACGGCCACCGAAGCCAACCAAUUGACACAUCCGUUGUUUUGGACAUUUCUGGUGUCGGUUGUGAUCACUGUUUCCAUACAAAUGAAUUAUCUCAACAAAUCGCUGGACAUCUUCGACACGUCUGUCGUGACUCCUAUUUAUUACGUAUUCUUCACCACAUUUGUGAUCAUCGCUUCCGCAAUACUACUCAAAGAGUGGCACUCAAUGACAAUCGACGACAGCAUCGGCAGUGUCUGCGGCUUUCUUGUCGUUAUAAUCGCCAUAUUCUUGUUGAACGCAUUCAAAGACCUCAACAUAUCGUUGAGUAGUUUGAGAUCCAAUUGUAUGUCCAACAGAAAUGGUCAUCAUUUGAAUGGUAGCCAAUCAGCCGACAGUCAGGAGUUGUUGACACCAAUGGAUGUCCGCNGCAUACGUUGUGAAUCUAAUCGACAUGUUAUUACUCAGCGAUCCGUUACUCUCUUUACACCAAAACCAUAA